Molecule: messenger RNA, 1134 nt
Organism: Aureobasidium uvarum
Lineage: Eukaryota; Fungi; Ascomycota; Dothideomycetes; Dothideales; Saccotheciaceae
Source: the annotation of a GenBank genome assembly
AUGUCUCGCCAUGACCAAGUCUACCCUGCUAUGCGCAACUCGUUCUCCUCUUCGGAGGGCAGCUUCCAAGACGAACUCUUCCAGGACUCCCAAUCGGAGUGUUCCUUCCUUGACGGCAUGGCAUCUCUCGAAGCUGACAUGGUAGCUCCUGACGAGGACUGGGACCAGCACACUCUCUCGCAGGACUUUGGCAACCUGCCUAGACUCUACAACGUCACCGGCGUUGUGACUUCGGACGUCGUCGUCCGCUUCAAUGGUGGCCGCUCGGAGUUCCUCUCCCAGAAGGCUGUCCUCAGCGCAAAGUCUGGCUACUUCGAACGCGCAUUCUCGAGCAACUUCCCUGUUGCCACCUCUGAUGUGAUCGACCUUGGUGAUGAUGACAACCCUAAGCAUAUCUACGCCAUGCUCUGCUUCCUUCACGGCACCGAGUACCACAAGAUCCACCAGCGCAACACUCUUGGCCGCAACCUGGACUUCCACGUCGACCUCUACCUCAUUGGCGAACAGUUCGACAUUCGCAGCCUUCGUCUCAAGGCUGCCGAGACCUUCUUCUUUGAGGCCAACGCCCUUGUCGACACUCGCUGGUUCCCCAUGGCUAUCCAGAGAGUGCUUGGACCCGAGGGACCCGUCUUCGCCGACCCCUUCCUCAUCGAGCUCACCAUCAAGAUCAUCAUGGAGAAGAUGGAGUACCUGGUCAAGAACGACCGCUUCAUGGAGAUGGUCAAGUCCGGCGAACUCGCCGACGAAGACAUGAUGAUCAAGCUGUUCCUCGCUCUGGGCCAGCGCGUCAGGGACAUGUCUCGCCUGGACGUUUGGAUUUCCAAGGAAGACCGUCUUUCUGCCGCCCAGAGAGAGAUGCUGGCCGCCGAAGCUGGCAUGGGUGAUGGCCCCUGGGACGCAUCGACCCUUGCUGGACAGAUCAUGGCUGCCAGAGCUCAGAACGCUGCCCACGCUGCUCGCUCCAACCUUGCUCUGCUCGUCGCUCAGCCUACCUUUGCUCCUCCCCCUGCCAUUCUGACUUCGCACCACCCUGCUCCUCUUGUCAACGCUCCUGUUCGUGUGAGUCGCCCAGUUGUCUCCAAGGCCAGCUUCACCAAGAUCAUUCGCCGCACCUUCUUCCAGCUCAAGAAGACU